CAAAUCCUUAAACGUGAAAUAAUCAAAUACCGUAACCUCCAUCUCGAUUUGGAUAGCAGAACCCUAAUAAACACAGAGGUGGUCCUUUGUUGGUGCGGAGGAGAGAAAAGAGAAGAUGGUGUUCUACUUCAAAGCCCGACCAGAGGUAGGCGAUUACACCAUCUUUAUGGGCCUCGACAAGUUCGAGAACGAGGAGCUCAUCAAAUAUGGCUUCCCUGAAGAUAUCUGGUUCCAUGUGGAUAAAAUGUCUUCUGCCCAUGUUUAUGUAAGACUGCAUAAGGGUCAGACUAUAGAUUAUAUAAGUGAAGGUUUACUCGAGGAUUGUGCUCAGCUUGUCAAAGCGAAUUCCAUUCAAGGCAACAAGGUAAAUAAUGUUGACGUUGUUUAUACACCUUGGGCCAAUCUAAAGAAAACUGCUUCCAUGGAUGUUGGCCAAGUUGGUUUCCACAAUCCAAAGAAUGUUCGGACUGUGAGAGUAGAGAAGCGGAUAAAUGAGAUUGUUAAUAGAUUAAACAAGACAAAAGUUGAAAGAAAGCCUGAUUUGAAAGCGGAGCGAGAAGCAGUCGGCGCAGCUGAAAGAGCAGAGAGAAAGCUUCAACAGAGAGAUAAAAAACGCCGUGAAGAAAUGGAAAGGCUUGAAAAGGAGAGGCAAGCAGAGAUAAGAAGUUACAAGGGUUUAAUGGUCUCGGAGAAAAUGACAUCAAACAAAGAUAUUGCUUCAAUAAACAAGUCCUUGCAGGAAUUGGAAGAGGACUUCAUGUGAGUCACUUUGUGGUUCUCGUCAUCUCACGUUCAUUAAAAUACUCCAUGGCGUCCCUCUUAUGGAAGGGACUUGUCAUUCAUUUUACAUGACUUUUGGCCUUUUGAAGUCAUUGAUCCUCUUGAAUAAAUUACCUUAUUCAAAGCUGUAAUUUAUGUUACUGUGAUGUGGGUGAUUGAAAAUCUGUUUGCAGUGUUUGGAAAGACACUGGAGGCUGUUUUUUUUUUUUUUAAUUAAUUUUGGUUGGGGAUUUCUUUUU
Molecule: messenger RNA, 1019 nt
Organism: Tripterygium wilfordii
Lineage: Eukaryota; Viridiplantae; Streptophyta; Magnoliopsida; Celastrales; Celastraceae
Product: coiled-coil domain-containing protein 25-like
Exons: 6
Coding region: 116-763 (215 amino acids)
Source: RefSeq, a predicted model, not a curated record